Tachysurus fulvidraco (yellow catfish) is the source of this 1535-nucleotide messenger RNA. It is a transcript of the gene foxd7, whose product is annotated as forkhead box D7. The transcript has a single exon. Gene Ontology annotation, molecular function: RNA polymerase II cis-regulatory region sequence-specific DNA binding; DNA-binding transcription factor activity, RNA polymerase II-specific. Gene Ontology annotation, biological process: anatomical structure morphogenesis; regulation of transcription by RNA polymerase II; cell differentiation. The record is from RefSeq and is a predicted model, not a curated record. The coding region runs from base 294 to 1250 and encodes 318 amino acids. NCBI's taxonomy places the organism in Eukaryota, Metazoa, Chordata, Actinopteri, Siluriformes, Bagridae.
UGGACAUUGCAGAGGAACGUAGCUCGUAGCGUCACCAGCUUUUUUCCCCCCUCCUUGUUCCAAUGUUGUGAAAGGACUUUGUUUUGAAAAGGGUCUGCAAGCUUCGGUAAAGCAAAGCAAGGCACUUUUCGUGGUCCUUUUGAUUGGUGCUGGUCAGUAUAAGAUACUUUAUUGGUGUUUCAAAGAGGCGUCUUUGGCGAACAAAGUGAGCAAAGAUUAGACGAUCACGGAUCCUUUAAUGUCUCUCACCUGUUGAUGCAGGUGAAAUCGGACUAGUUUGUGGAUUUGCUACUAUGACUUUGGAUACGGAUUUAAUGGACGACCUGGUUAUCGACGUGGUGGGAGAAGAGAGCAAGGAUUUGGCAGAAGAGCUCCGCUCCACCUCACCUCCAGUCCUGUCCGAGGCUGAACUCAGCUCGGCUUCUCUUUCUGCCAGGCAUUAUGAAGGCGGUGGAAAGGACAUAGCGUCUUCCAGAUGCCUUCCAGCUCCGAGCAAAAGCGCCUCAGUAAAGCCACCGUAUUCCUACAUCGCCCUGAUCACGAUGGCUAUUCUGCAGAGCCCGAAAAAGCGGCUCACUCUCAGCGAGAUCUGCGACUUCAUCAGCCACCGCUUCGCUUACUAUCGCGAGAAGUUCCCCGCGUGGCAAAACUCCAUUCGACACAACCUGUCGCUCAAUGACUGUUUCGUGAAGAUGCCGCGGGAGCCGGGCAACCCGGGUAAGGGCAACUACUGGACCCUAGAUCCGAACUCGGCGGACAUGUUUGAGAAUGGCAGCUUCUUGCGGCGAAGGAAGCGUUUCAAGCGACAGCACUUCCGAUUCGGUAUGUUGAAGGAUCACACGUUAGAGCCUGCAACUUUCCCGAACCUGUCGUACGGCGCGUACGGCCUCGGUGCGUCCUGCGUGCCUUUACCAAGCAUGGACGUCUAUCCGUUUGGAUUCCGCCAUGCCAGUCAGGCGGCCAGUGUGCCAGGCGCUCCACCUGGUACCGUCCUUCCGGCGCUGUCCACCUUCUUUUCCCGUGGUGCAUUACAUACUAAAGCGUUCUCUCCGAGUCAUGCGCUUACAGUGGACUCAUUAAGCUCAGCUCCUCUUCCUUCCAGCUCCCCGUAUGCGCCCUCAGCUCUUUUCCAUCCCAUCACCUUUCCUCCGUUUCUCAGCCUGCAGUAUGAAUAUCAGAAACUACAAAGCCUUACAGGCAGCUCGGAGGCGCAUAAUAAACACUCGUACCUUGGCAGUGUUAUUGACUAGUAGCGGUGUGGCUUUGUAUUUUUUCUCAGGAAAUAACGUUAUUGGUUGUUGAUAUGCUUUCAGAGUGAGAGCUCAGAGGAUCUCUGAUUGCAAUUAAAGGACACUGAACUUUUGACAUUAUUCUCCACUGAUUUUUUUUCUGGGAUUUUUUUGUUGUUGUUGAAGAAAGACUCAUUUGUGCUAAAAAAUAUUUUCUUAUAUUCAUUUCAUACUACAUAAUUUGCGUUGAGUGAUUUGAAAAAUAUUUAACUGACGUAUUUCCUCUUGGUUGUUUGGAAAAAAAUA